Messenger RNA from Bipolaris zeicola 26-R-13, 1134 nucleotides. RefSeq lists its product as uncharacterized. The record is from RefSeq and is a predicted model, not a curated record. NCBI's taxonomy places the organism in Eukaryota, Fungi, Ascomycota, Dothideomycetes, Pleosporales, Pleosporaceae. Bases 1 to 1134 code for a protein of 377 amino acids. The transcript has 2 exons.
AUGGGUUGGUUUAGCAACUCCAAAAGCAGUUUCAAAUCACCGUCAGUCCCAUCUACCGACGCACCCGAUUCCACACCGCCAGCGUCUACAAUAGCCUAUGGAGUGAAUCCUCCUCAUAUAUAUCAAUACCAACCCGGCUGUAGCCCUAUUGCAAUCCAAGUCUCAAUAAAGGGGCCUGAUGCGAGCAUACCUCCGCAGUUAACCACAAUUGAUGAGGCGGUACCUUCAGCAGCGUCGGUAGAGGGCAGACCCAAUAAAGUUCACGAAAACUCAUUGAUAACACACCGCCCGUCAGAGAGGAUAGUAGAAACUGAAGACUCACGAGAGCAUAAUCCAAAUCAUACACGCCAUGCUUCGGUCCAGCUCCAGCCUAUGUCACCGGUCGAUUCGGUAACGUCAAGUGACUUCAAUCAAUAUGCACACCCUCGGCAGUCCAAAACCCCUAUAGCGGACCAGUUAUCUGUCCUACCUCCGACCCAAACAGUUAGUUCGCCGACUACCGGUAGCAUGACCAAGCCAACAUGCUCUUUGAACCUCAUGUGCUACAGAUCUGGCAGCCAGGGCUGCGUAAGACGCCAAAUCCACGUACUAAGUCAAGCCCGGUUGGCCAUAUCUCGAGACGAUUACUCCAGCAUAGUUUCCAUAAAGAAUUCAGGUGGUUUAGUUCGAACCGAUGAAGAGUUCUUCGCUGCCCUCCAUCGCGAAUACGAGCACCAUAUUUGCGGCUUCUGGCGACGAUACCUAUCGCUCAAGACGCUAAGACAGAUUCGACUCUUAUCGUAUACGCCUUCGACCCGCCCGGAAGUCGUGCCGAUGGAUGACUUCACUCUGCAAGAAAUGUUCUAUGCGUACCAACACUUCAAAAACAUAAAAACGGAAUCAGAAUGGAUUGACUGGGUGUUCCGGCUUCGCCAGGAGGAUCGCCGUCAUGCUUUAGAGUUUGUGGAGGGCUGGAGCGGCUUUCGCAUUGGCCUUGUUGGGUCAGUGCCAUGGGUCGCGGCGACUGCAGUGGGUGUUGCGUGGAUGGCAAGAGGUGGCGAUGCACAGACGGCUUUUACGGUUGCUGGUUUCAUUCUGACGGUUGGAACUUCUUUACUUGCUCUGCUUGCUAUUGUUAGCAAGAUUGAGUCUUGA